Molecule: messenger RNA, 1746 nt
Organism: Acaulospora morrowiae
Lineage: Eukaryota; Fungi; Glomeromycota; Glomeromycetes; Diversisporales; Acaulosporaceae
Source: the annotation of a GenBank genome assembly
GAAUCCUUCACAAAGAGUCCAACUUCCGGAAAGGUAUCCCCGGCUAUCGAAAAUAGCACUCACCCUCCAACUGUUAGUUCGCCUACUCCGGACUCUUCGAAAAUUAAUGGAAAUAGCAACGCUGCUGCUUCUUCAGCAAAUGUCAAAGUCACAAUACGAGUCCGACCUCCCAAUGCCGUUGAACUUAGCAGAGGGGAAAAUGAGAUCUGGGAAGUUAAUAAUGAUGCCCAAAACCAUGACAAUAAAGCUUUGUUCGAGAAAGGAGUGCGAGACACAGUUGGUGCUGUCAUGGAAGGAUACAAUGGAACUGUGUUUGCCUAUGGCCAGACUUCUUCGGGGAAGACCUUUACUAUGGUAAGAUGUAAUUAUAACCAUCCUACUUAUACUAAGAAAUUAAUACCAAUAUUCAAAUCGGAUAUUCACGAUAAUCUUUAUAGUACAAAGUCGAAUCCUGGUGUCAUUCCGCAGGCCGUUGAUACCGUAUUCGAAUACAUCAAAAAGUGUCAAGAAAAACAAUUUCUCCUUCGAGUUUCUUACAUGGAAAUUUAUAACGAAACUGUACGAGAUCUAUUGAGUCCAGAUACUGUGGAUUUGAGAAUUCACGAAGACAAACACCGAGGUGUAUACGUCAGUCCGCUCAAAGAAGUUCUUGUAUCAACACCAGAUCAAGUUAUGGAAGAAAUCUCCAAAGGCGAAGCAAAUCGCCACACGGGUGCAACCGAUUGGAACGAAAGGAGUAGUCGAUCGCAUAGCAUAUUUCAAAUGACUGUUGAGAGCGCUGCUAAGGGGUCACUACCAUUCAGGCAAAAUCGAUAUUCCAUGCCAGGUAUGCCGAAGAUGUCCGGAUCAGUGUAUUCUUCUGUGCUGAACUUAAUCGAUUUAGCCGGUUCGGAGAAAGCCACAACCUCAAUCGAUCGUCGUAAAGAAGGGUCUUACAUCAACAAGAGUUUGCUUACUCUUGCCACUGUUAUUUCAAAGUUGACAGAAAAAAAUUCUGGUCAUAUUCCAUUCCGUGAUUCAAAAUUGACACGAAUACUUCAGAAUUCUCUGAGUGGAAACGCUAGAGUUGCUGUUAUUUGUACUAUAUCACCAUCAAUAAUAAAUCUCGAGGAGUCGAGUAAUACUCUCAAGUUUGCCUCGCGAGUCAAGAAAGUUGUGACAAAAGCACAAACUAAUGAGGUGUUGGAUGACAAAGCUUUGAUUCAAAAAUAUCGCAUGGAAAUUGAAGAACUCAAAGUGAAACUUGAGAGAACAAAUAGUUCUAACGAACAAGAACUAUCUAAAAAGUUGGAAAUUGAAAUGGCCAAGCACGAAGAGGAAAUGCUGGAAGCACAAUUGAUCCGAACAGCAUUGAAAGAAAGGAUCGAUCACCUUACCAAAUUGAUCUUGACAAACACAUCUUUUAACGGUGCACCUUCGCCAGCUCAGUCAAAAAGGCAAAUGGGCUUUAAUGGUUCAUUCGAGCCGGCCAAUGGAUUUACUGAAAUCGAGGCUAAACUAGAUGAAAAGGACAUGAAAAUUAAUCAGCUCUUGUUGGAACUUAAGAAAAAGGAUGAACUGGUCGAACAAUUAACAGCACAGUUGAGUGCUGUCAUAUUUAACAAUACCAAGCAAAAUGAGAAUGAAUUGAUAUCUAAACUCCAGGAACAGAACGAAGAGCUACAGGCAUUGCGUGAUGCCAACAAGAGGUUGUCUGUCACUGUUGAACAACAAAAAAAGAAACUUCAAACUCUCGAAAACAAUUAA